AUGAGAUAUGCUGAAUAUGGGUUGAUCCUGCUUGAGCUGGCGAGCCAAUGCCAGCCAGCGCACGGUCGGUCUCCAUGGUCGAACUCGUCGAAAAGCGCACGUCGCGCGAGCAGUCGACCGCAUUCGAGUCACUCCGACAGGAAGUCAUUCGCCCUCCACAUCAGCACGGCCAGAAAUGCAUCACAAGUCGUGAGAGCUGCUGAUGAUUCUGCACCGCUCUUGCCUUCCACAGGCACCGGAUCGGCCUACGCAUCAUCAUGCAACGACGCGAAACAAAGCUGGGUACAGGCUGGCGGUUCAAGUCUUGUAUCCACGACGGCCUUCCAGACAUCGACGAGUUCUGUGGGAGUAUCGUUGUCCGUCUCGACCACGAUCAUGACCGAGGUCCCUCCGUCCGCCACUCUGCACACGCUCUGUGAUGGCUUUCCGCGUCUGUCUGGCAACAUCUCCACCUCGUAUAGCGUGGUGAACGUCGCCAGGACGAGUUGGUCAACAUUCACUACCACGAGUUCGGUGUAUGUAAAGGUCCCUGCUCCGGAUUGCACCAUCCAAGAGGAUGAUUGUGCUGCUCUCGCAAAGGCCUACGAUCUGCCAAUGACCGCGCCACCACAGCCAUCCCAACCUCCGAUCUGCGGUCGGGCGAUGCUACCCACCAGUAUGGUGGAUCAACCUCUCUGUGCGGAAAAGUUCGCCUCCGUCCAGGUUCUAUUCUGGCCGGUGACCACGGCUUCGGACUGCGACCUAUGUUCGCUCGACACAUGUCGCACGACCACCAUGUCACAGACCAUACCCGGACAGGCAAACACAUUUGUCUUCCAUAAUGUUACGCUGACGUCUCCGACCGUCUACGUCGCUCUUGCCGGAACGUUCGUCUAUACCCGUUCGGGGACGCUCGUCUCGCGUGACAGCGAACUGAUCCUUCCACAAUCAUCCACCCAACUCAGCAGCCUUUGCGGACAGCUCGGCAGCAAGGGCGGGCAAUUCAUCACUCGCUCUUUCAACUACGCCGAUUUCGCCGGGCCCAAUGUUCCCGCAGAGUCAUACAGAUGCCAACCACGCUGCUACUCCAAUCCUUACAGCCUCUCUUAUUCGAACGAAACUUACACAUUUCAGGCAUAUACCGAUCCGGGCACGACCUUCAGCGCCGCGACGACGACUUUCCAGGUCGCCAACUACGACACCUGGGCCACGGUCAAUCAAUGUUCGACAAUCUACGAUGACUACCGACCUGUACUAUCCAUCCCAGCCCUCUUCUCCUCCAUGGCUCCCGCCGUGUUCGUAGAGAACGUCGCCGGCGUGGGCGGUUCCGGCGCAUACACAUGCCGAUUCAUCUUCGAAUCCGACGCCGUGUUCUUCGAUCCUCCGAUGGCACUGACGCAAGCCGCCACAGCGGCAUCCGCGACCCUGCCCGUCUACGCCUCCCUGUGGACGCCCACGGCCGGCCCAGAUGGGAGAUACUCCAGACCUGUGCAGACGGCUCUGCCGGAGAACUCCGCUACCUGGGAUGGACCGACGGAGACUGGUCGUCCUCUUCCUUCGUCCAAUGGUGGGCCGCAACAGGAAGGAGGUCCUUCGGCGCAGUCGCAGGGACAUACGGCUCAGGAUCAAGGGUCAACGGGGGGAGUGCGACAGAGUCCUACAGCGCAAGGCCAGGAUCCCGGCGCCAAUCGUCCUGGCACAGCAGUCGUCGGCGGCGGCGGAGGAGGACUGCCCAGUGGCGUGCCCUCUAGCACAACAACGAGACUGUCCACUGGCAGCGGCGCGACAUCUGAUCCAAUUGGAUCACCAUCGACCAUGCCGGGGUCGUCUUCAGCAUCUCCCCGAAUGAUAUUAUUCCGUAGUGAAUUCUGGCUGGGCUUUGCGGCGACGGUGUCAUUGUUGAGCAUGCUAUUGCUAUGA
Messenger RNA from Dissoconium aciculare CBS 342.82, 1899 nucleotides. RefSeq lists its product as uncharacterized. The transcript has a single exon. NCBI's taxonomy places the organism in Eukaryota, Fungi, Ascomycota, Dothideomycetes, Mycosphaerellales, Dissoconiaceae. The record is from RefSeq and is a predicted model, not a curated record. Bases 1 to 1899 code for a protein of 632 amino acids.